GGGCGUGAAAGCCAAUCCGGCCAAUCCCGUUUUUUUAUUGAAUUUGACAUGUGAAAGAAGAUUUUUUUGAUAAAGACCGAGAUAAUAAAGUUAAUCUCUAUGAAAUCGUAGUAAAAUAUUUAUUCUCAGGGAAUAUGUGUUGUGAAAUAAAAGUAAACAUUCGCCUAGAGGUGAUAAUUCCGACAGUUUGACAGUUCAUCACUUUUUGAGAUUAUCAUAAUAAGUGACGACAAUAUGAAAUUAAUUAUUUUUAAUUUACAAUUUAAGGAGUUUCAGUAAUAAGAAGAAAUUAGAUGUUCGUAAAUGUUAAAGGACCAUGGAUUACGAAUAUAUGCCCUUUAGGGAGAAGGAUAUCCAUAAUCGAUGCUGUGGUGGAAAAUUUUGGUGCAUUAAGGAUAUAUGUGGAAUUAUUUGUGCUGUACUUACAUGGCUUUUAAUAAUUUACGCAGAAUUUGUAGUUGUGGCCGUUAUUCUCAUUCCUACGAUAAACACAUUUUAUUCGAGUAUCAAUAUGGCAAUUUUUCAAGGCUUGGCAUUUUUAGCAUUCACUGCUCACCUUAGAACAAUGUUUACAGAUCCCGGAGCAGUGCCAAAAGGAAACGCGACCAAGGAGAUGAUUCAGCAAAUGGGCUUCAGGGAAGGACAAGUAAUUUUUAAGUGUCCAAAAUGCUGUUCCAUUAAGCCCGAUAGGGCGCAUCAUUGUUCUGUUUGCCAAAGAUGUAUUAAAAAAAUGGAUCAUCAUUGUCCAUGGGUCAACAAUUGUGUGGGAGAAAACAACCAAAAAUAUUUUGUACUUUUUACGUUUUAUAUUGCGGGAAUCUCGUUGCAAUCGUUGCUUCUCUGCAUUCAUCAAUUUACAACUUGCGUGAGACAAGAGUGGAGAGAGUGCACGACAUUCAGUCCUCCAGCGACAGUGGUGUUACUUUUAUUUUUGUCAAUUGAAGCUCUGCUGUUCGCCAUUUUUACUGCUAUUAUGUUGGGAACACAAUUACAAGCUAUUUGGAAUGACGAGACGGGUAUUGAACAAUUAAAAAAAGAGGAAGCUCGAUGGGUACGAAAUAGUCGAUGGAAAUCGAUACAAGCAGUUUUUGGAAGAUUUUCGAUAGCAUGGUUCUCGCCAUUUACAUCGCCGCCAAAUAAAAAGAAGACGGAUGCUUAUUUGUAUUCCGUUUGAAAAUUUUAUU
Molecule: messenger RNA, 1184 nt
Organism: Leptopilina heterotoma
Lineage: Eukaryota; Metazoa; Arthropoda; Insecta; Hymenoptera; Figitidae
Product: palmitoyltransferase ZDHHC3
Exons: 6
Coding region: 317-1174 (285 amino acids)
Biological process (GO): peptidyl-L-cysteine S-palmitoylation; protein targeting to membrane
Cellular component (GO): endoplasmic reticulum; Golgi apparatus
Molecular function (GO): protein-cysteine S-palmitoyltransferase activity
Source: RefSeq, a predicted model, not a curated record